Choloepus didactylus (southern two-toed sloth) is the source of this 960-nucleotide messenger RNA. Its product is annotated as olfactory receptor 2G3-like. The transcript has a single exon. Gene Ontology annotation, molecular function: G protein-coupled receptor activity; olfactory receptor activity. The record is from RefSeq and is a predicted model, not a curated record. The coding region runs from base 1 to 960 and encodes 319 amino acids. Gene Ontology annotation, biological process: G protein-coupled receptor signaling pathway. Gene Ontology annotation, cellular component: membrane. NCBI's taxonomy places the organism in Eukaryota, Metazoa, Chordata, Mammalia, Pilosa, Megalonychidae.
AUGGUGAUGGGAAGAUACAAUUCCACAUACGGAGGGGGCUUCAUUUUGGUGGGGUUCUCAGAUCAGCCAUGGCUAGAGAGGAUCUUAUUUGUGCUCAUCUUGAUAUUUUACCUUCUUUCACUCAUGGGCAAUGGAACCAUUAUUCUUGUCUCCUGCCUGGACCCCCAACUCCACACCCCCAUGUAUUUCUUUCUCACUCAUCUCUCUUUUGUUGAUCUCAUUCACGUGACCUGCGUCAGCCCUCAGACAUUGCUAAAUCUUGGGGGACAAGACAAAUCUAUAAGUUUUGUUGGGUGUCUGGUCCAGCUUCUCAUCACCCUGGGUCUCGGAAGCACUGAGUGUGUUCUUCUGGCCAUGAUGGCCUAUGAUCGCUAUGUUGCUGUCUGCCAGCCCUUGCAUUAUUUCACCCUCAUGCCUCCACAGCUCUGCUGGAAACUGGCCAGCAUAUCCUGGUUUCUUGGCUUCAGCAACUCAUUGAUCCACACCCCUAUCACAAUGACCCUUCCCAGAUGUGGGCACCACCAGAUAAACCAUUUCUAUUGUGAGACACCCCCAAUGAUGCAGCUGGCCUGUGUGGACACCACAAAUUACAAGAAGGAGUUUAUGAUGGUAAGUAGCAUCUUCCUUGUUUUUCCUCUCUCACUGAUCUUGGUCUCUUAUGGGCAUAUUGCCCACAGUGUGUUGAGAAUAAAGACACCUGGUGGGAGACAGAAGGCCCUUGGGACCUGUGGUUCUCAUCUCACGGUGGUGUCCAUUUUCUACAGUACUAUCAUCUAUGUGUACUUGACUCCCAAACCAAAGCUCUCUCAUGAUGUGACAAAGUUUGUGGCACUGCUAUAUAAUUUGACUCCAGCUUUCAUGAACCCCAUAAUCUACACCUUGAGAAACAGAGAUGUCAAGGAAGCAAUCAGGAAGCUGGUGAUGCAGAAACCAAAAAGAGGAGAUAUAGGUUUUUCCUAG